Fusarium falciforme is the source of this 1809-nucleotide messenger RNA. RefSeq names its product Fungal-trans domain-containing protein. The coding region runs from base 1 to 1809 and encodes 602 amino acids. The transcript is spliced from 4 exons. Gene Ontology annotation, biological process: regulation of DNA-templated transcription; DNA-templated transcription. Gene Ontology annotation, cellular component: nucleus. The record is from RefSeq and is a predicted model, not a curated record. Lineage: Eukaryota; Fungi; Ascomycota; Sordariomycetes; Hypocreales; Nectriaceae. Gene Ontology annotation, molecular function: DNA-binding transcription factor activity, RNA polymerase II-specific; zinc ion binding; transcription cis-regulatory region binding.
AUGGUUCUGGAAGAUGGGUCAGUAACUUUCGACAAGUCCAAGGCCAAGACGGCCCCUACCGGCUGCUUCACAGUUGUUCAGCCCACUGGCUUCAAUGCGAGUGACAAUUUCGCCUUUGGUCUUGCCCAAAAGGACAACACUGGUGGCGAAACCCCCAAGUCAAUUACCUUCUGCAGGCGUCUGGAAGCCAUGAGCAGGGAGCUUCAAGAGCUCCGUAAUCAGAGAGACGAGGAUCACCCAUCUUCAAGGACGGAGUCGACUGCCGAUUCCGGCCCGUCAACGGUUGAGGAUGACGGGCAGGAUGACUUCUCACUGAGUGUACCCGCAGUGAGCCUAAAUGGGGUGCUGUUGGAUUCUUCGAUAGCCACCGAAACAAUCAAGACGUUUGCCGAAGUGUUUCGUCCACAACUUCCGGUCAUUGGAUCGCUGUCGGCCGACGACACGUAUCAGUCUCAACCAUUUCUCUUCUGGACGAUAGUCAUUAUUAUUGCGUGCCACUUGCCCGGGCAACAAUACGCCGAGAUGCUCCAACUACUCCAGACGCCGUACACCACCAUGCUUCACCAACAAAUUCUUGAUGCCCCUCUACCUCUUCACAAGAUACAGGCUUUAUUAUUACUGUGUCAUUGGCCGUUACCGUGCGAGACGCAGACAAGAGAUCCCAGCUGGCUCUACUGCGGAGUUCUCAUUCAGGCAGCUCGGUUCAUGAGUCUGGACCGCCAGCAGACUGUGCCGUCGCUCCGAAGUCUUGGUGUUGCUUCGGGUAGCAUCAGAGCAAGAAUCAAUACCUGGCUAGGUUGCUUCUGCGUAUCUACAUCGUUGAGCUUGCACUUGGGACUGCCUCCUCCGAUCGAUUCAGAUCUUGACUUUGGCAGUAUCCACUCGUUUCUCAGAAGACAAACGGCACCACCUACCUUUGCCAUGCAAGUUCGCGUCCAGCUCAUCGUGGCAAAGUUUACAUCCCUGCUGAACCACGACAUGGGUGAAGGUGCAAGCUCCUCCUUUAUCAGACUUCUUGAUACCGAGCUCGAUGCGCUGAGAGCCGAAGUAUCUCUUGAAGAUGAACAAAUGAGGGCUGUCGAGCUCGGCAUUCUGGGCGCCAAGAUGCACCUCUACGCCUUGGUCAUCACCAAAGAUUCAAACAACUCCUCGUCGCGGCAAAUUAUGCUGAGAACUGCCCGCGACGUCGCGCUUAGGAUCAUUCACAUAUCAACUUUGGCCAUGCGGAAUGCCCCGCCUGAUGGGAAUGAUCAAGAACUCAUUCGAAAACAACGGUGUCUGCCAAAGAAUCAUUACAGGUGUCUCGCCUUUGCCACAAUAUUUCUCCUGAAAUUCUUCCAUCGUCGCGGAUCCGAUGUCCCAGAAGAGAGACAAGCUGUUGCAAACCACAUUUCAAUGGCUCAGAAUCUCUUCAAGGCUUGCGCAACGGAGCCACUAGACGAAUACAACCGAACGGCAAGGGUGUUUGAGGUCCUUGGACGGGAAAGCCCAAAAUCAAUUGAACCAGACGCACUACGUCUUACUCACAGAAUGGGCGUGUCGAUAGUCUUUGACGCCGUGAGCAAUGCCUCUGAAGCUCGUGGGAAGCCCGUGGAAAUCCGUGAGAACGAGACAAUCCAGGAUGAGGGAAUGUCCACAGGAUCCAGGGUCCAUGAACGGCUGUUGAACCAACCGGCGGUUGAGCUGGAUCAACCUGAUACAAGCUCGGAGUUUCUCAGGGGCUUUUGGAGUGAUCCAUAUAUGAGCUUGCUGUCCUUUGAUCCAACACCACUUGAGUCGGAGUAUCAAGAUUCUUGGCCAUCAUUCUGA